CUUCGAUCUCACUCUUUUCCAGAUCGUCGGCGCGCAAUCUUCCUUUCGCCUUCCUUUCGACCUGCAAACUUUCGACUCAAAGCGGCCGGUCUACGCUCUCUCCACGUUUAUAUGCGGGGUUACAAAUCAUCCACUUGAAUCCUCUACCGUACUCUCACCAUCUGCCUUUUUGAUUGAUCAGGAGUUUGUCAGCGAGCGCAGACUUUGUCUCUCUGCUCCAAGUUAUCGACUUUGUCGAUAGCACCUUUUUCUUGUCUAGCAAACACCUCAUUAACAGUCGCAGCCAUGUCUUGGAAGCUCACCAAGAAGUUAAAGGAAACCCAUCUGGGUCAAUCCUUGAGCCCCUUUUCUCGAUCACCGUCCACUUCAACCAUCACCGAUAAAGAGAAGGAGGCUCAAGCCAGCGGUGCCGUCACACCCACGACCGAAAGUGCCAUAGCCGCCUCUGAGGCCAUGACACAGUCUCCCGUAGUCAAGCCACCCAAGCCCGGUAUCCUCGUCGUUACACUCCAUGAAGGUCAAGGAUUUUCCCUCCCCGAGCAGCACCGAAGUGCAUUUGCUUCAUCACACCAAGGAUCGAUGUCCUCUGGAAGCGCCAUUUCCGGUUCUGUUCGACCCGGCUCCUCACAACGCACUGCCGGAUUUUCCAACGGAAGGCCGCAGUCGUCUGCUGGUGGUUUCAACGGUAUCCCGACCAACCACGGCAGAAUUUCUGGCAAGUACAUGCCGUACGCCCUCCUCGAUUUCGACAAGGUCCAGGUCUUUGUCAACUCGGUCGACGGAAACCCCGAGAACCCCCUUUGGGCUGGCGGCAACACCCAAUACAAGUUUGAUGUUUCAAGAGUGACAGAGCUCGUCAUCCACCUGUACAUGCGCAACCCGACGGCACCACCCGGAUCCGGUCGAAGCCAGGAUAUCUUUUUGGGUGUCGUACGCAUCAACCCCCGAUUCGAAGAGCGACAGCAGUACGUCGAGGACCCCAAGGCCAGCAAAAAGGAUCGCGAGAAGGCGGCUGCCGAAUUCGCAGCGCGUCACGGCCACCAGGGUGCCGAGUGGGUUGACGUGCAGUACGGAACCGGAAAGAUCAAGGUCGGUGUUGACUACGUCGAGACUCGAGCAGGCAAGCUCAAGAUUGAGGAUUUCGAACUUCUCAAGCUGGUCGGCAAGGGCAGUUUCGGUAAGGUCAUGCAGGUGCGCAAGAAGGACACGAACCGAAUCUACGCCCUCAAGACAAUCCGCAAGGCACACAUUAUCUCGCGGUCUGAAGUCGCCCACACACUCGCCGAACGGUCCGUGCUGGCACAGAUCAACAACCCCUUCAUUGUGCCACUAAAGUUCAGUUUCCAGUCACCAGAGAAGCUCUACUUUGUCCUGGCGUUUGUUAACGGAGGUGAGCUGUUCCACCACUUGCAAAAGGAGCACCGAUUCGACGUCAAUCGAUCACGCUUUUACACUGCCGAACUUCUCUGUGCUCUGGAAUGUCUGCACGGCUUCAGCGUGAUCUACCGAGAUCUCAAGCCCGAGAACAUUCUCCUCGAUUACCAAGGUCACAUCGCUCUGUGCGACUUUGGUCUUUGCAAGCUUGACAUGAAGGAUGAGGACCGAACCAACACUUUCUGCGGUACUCCUGAGUACCUGGCGCCUGAGCUGUUGAUGGGUCAAGGUUACAACAAGACAGUCGAUUGGUGGACCCUUGGUGUUCUGCUCUAUGAGAUGUUGACGGGUCUGCCACCCUUUUAUGACGAAAACACCAAUGAGAUGUACCGCAAGAUUCUAUCGGAGCCUCUUCAUUUCUCGGAUGUGGUUCCUCCAGCUGCCAAGGAUCUCCUCACCAAACUUCUCAACCGUAACCCCGAGGAGCGACUGGGAGCCAACGGCUCAGCUGAAAUCAAGGCGCACCCCUUCUUCCAUGCUAUUGACUGGAGGAAGUUGCUUCAGCGCAAGUACGAGCCCACGUUCAAGCCUAGUGUGGCCGACGCUUUGGACACAACCAACUUUGACCCCGAAUUCACAUCUGAAGCGCCCCAAGAUUCCUUUGUUGAUGGCCCCAUGCUGUCACAGACUAUGCAGAACCAAUUCCAAGGCUUCAGCUACAACCGACCAAUUGCUGGACUUGGAGAUGCUGGCGGCAGUGUCAAGGAUCCGUCGUUUGUCGGUAGCUUGACAGAUAACCGAUAAAUCUUGCAAAAGACGGAAGGCAGACGUUAGACAGCGAGCAGGCUCGAGUCUGGGCUGGCUUGACUCACCCAGGCAGGAUACCAGUCUUUGUCAGUCAAAAGAGCCAUGUAACUGGAGAGGUGGAGUUGCGAGGAACAGGUAUAAGCAAUGAGAAGCACAGCACAGAACAGAACAGUCUGGGAGAACCUAGAGGAUGGGGAUGGGGG
Messenger RNA from Fusarium graminearum PH-1, 2384 nucleotides. RefSeq names its product serine/threonine-protein kinase gad8. Gene Ontology annotation, biological process: protein phosphorylation. The record is from RefSeq and is a predicted model, not a curated record. NCBI's taxonomy places the organism in Eukaryota, Fungi, Ascomycota, Sordariomycetes, Hypocreales, Nectriaceae. Gene Ontology annotation, molecular function: protein serine/threonine kinase activity; ATP binding. The coding region runs from base 286 to 2178 and encodes 630 amino acids. The transcript is spliced from 4 exons.